AUGCUCCUCGCCGUCGCCCUCGUCGUCCUCGGCGCGCUCGCCGCCGAAGGCAUGAAGUCCGUCCCGCGAAGCGGCGACACGGAGGCGGCCUGGGUCGAGCGGUGGCGCAGCGGCGGCGCCGACCGAUGCCUCGUGGACAAGGACGAGCACCGGCCCCACUGCGCCUGGCUCGCCCUCGCGGGCCCCGUCGACGUGGGCUGCCGCUUCGAGGUCGCGUCGACGGGCCUCGCGGCCGGCGUCGCGAGUGCCGGCCCCGCGCUCCGCGUCGUCGCGGGGCGGCGGACGUCGCCGCGGACGUUCCACGCCGAGUGGGACCGCCACGCGCCCCUCGCCGCGCCGGCGCUCUGCUCCCACGGCCUCGACCGGGACGCGCCCCGGCGCGGGGGCGUCGUCGCCGUCGUCGCCGCGAGCUCGAUCCCUUACGUCUUCAAGGAGUGGGCGGCCCUCGUCAACAAGGUGGCCUAUUUCGGCGCCAUGGGCGUCGACUGGGCGCUCUGGAUCGGCGACCUCGACGACCGGCUGUCCGUGGAGGAGACGCCGACCUGCGCGGCGCGCGCGGACAACGUACCGGGUCUCCGAAAACACUGGGUCUCCGAAAGCAAAGGAUCGGUCUACGACGGCGACGCGUCGCGCGCGGUGUCGAACCACCUGAUCAAGAUCCUGGCCGUCUACGCCAUGUCGGACCGGCCGGGCGUCACCGGCGUCGCCUACGUGGACCUGGACGCCAUGGCGCAUCGGGAAGACAUCCUGAAGCUCUUGGACGGCGACCGCACGCCCCUCCACGGCGACCACGGCGCCGAGACGUUCCUGGGCGUCAUGCUGGGCACGACCCACCCGAAGGGCUUCCGCAUGCCCUUCUGGCAGACGUCGUCGAACAGGUUCUACGUGAAAGCGCGGGACCCGUACGCGGCGAAGCUCCUCGGGCUCUGGAUGGCGCACCGCUGCGGCUUCAAGGACCAACUCCCGCUGUGGCACGUCCUUCUAGCCGUCGCCGAGGAGGGGAGCGGCGGGAGCUGCCUCCGCGCGCACUACCACGGCAAGAUCUUCGAGUCGAUGACCUACGUGGCGGCGCACUCGUACCCAAAAGGGUUCUCCGCGCCCAGGGGCUACCGCGAGGACGCGGACGCCCUGCUCACGACCUGCGACGAGCUCGUCGCGAAAUGCCCGAAGCUGCGCCUCUGCGCCCACGAGGACGUCGUCUUCUCGCAUCUGCACCACCGAACGGUCCAAGGCGCCGCGCCGCCGCGGAAGUUCGCCUAUUUUGACUCCCACAACAUUUCCCACGUCAUCGCCGUGCCGGACUCCCUCUACGACCCCUUCAAGCUCCCGGACGGCUCGCUGGCGCCGCGGGGCGCGAUGCGGAACAACCGGGAAUUCGUCGAGUACUUCGGGCUGGACCUGAUCACGGCCGCCGCGCGCGCGGACGCGGACCGCGGCUGGAGCCUGGCCCAGCGGAGCGCCGCUGCGUUGGCGGCGCUCGCCGGCGCCGCCGGCCUCUGCGCCUGGCGAUGGUACCGCGAGGCGCGGCGGCUGCGGCGCCUCGUCGCCGCCGCGGCGCUGCCCCUGCGGCAGAUCGGCGUCGUGGAGUCGUGCUACCGCGACGUGCAGGGCACGCCGCGGCAGCCGCUGCUCGCGCCGACGGCGCGCGCGGUCUGCGUGCUGGACAAGGCCGUCGUGGAGGCGUGCGCGCUCGAGGGCCUCGACCGCCACAGCCACGUCUGGUUGCUCUUCGCCUUCCACGAGAACACGAACGGCCGCAAGCGGGCCGUCGCGGCCAAGGUGCGGCCGCCGCGCGGCCGCGGGCGGAAGGUCGGCUGCCUCGCGACGCGGACGCCGCACCGGCCGUCGGCGCUGGGCCUGUCGCUCGUCGCGCUCGAAUCCGUCGACGCGCGCGCGCGGCGCGUCGUCGUCCGCGGCGCCGACGUUUUGGACGGGAGCCCGCUCGUGGACAUCAAGCCGUUCUUGCCGUCGUACGACGCGCCGCCGGCCGGCGACGCCGUCCGGACGCCGCUCGCGGACUGGUACGGCGGCGAAACCGCGGCGCCCAGGGCCGUGCGCGGCGCCGCGGGGCGCCUCGACGCCGUCGCCGACGCGCUGACAUUGUUCGCGGGGGACCCUGCGGCCGCGACGCGCGCGCUCGUCGAGACGCUCGCCGUGGACGUGUCGCGGCCGCCGCGCGACAAGCCGUACCGCACGCGCUUCGACGGCGUCCUCGUGGAGUACGUCGUCGGGGACUCGCGCGUGGACGUGGUCGCCGCGACGCGCGCGGCGCCUCCGGCUCCGGCGGCGCCGGCGCCGGCGCCCGCGAUGCCGCCGUCGGCCUACGAGCCGCCCGUCGACGCGGCGACCUUCGCCCGGGUCCACCUGCGCGCGGCUUUCGCGCCGCUGCGGCUCGCGGGCGCGGCGCGCGAGUGGCCCGCGGCGGCCGCGUGGACCCUGGACGGCCUCGCGGACCGCUGCGGCGAGCGGCGCGUAUUGGUGCGGCAGCGCGUCACCUCCGCCGCGUACCGCCGGGGCGCCGCGUCGCCGGUCGAGCGCAUGCGCUUCCGCCGCUACGUCGACGAGCUCAGGGCCGGCCGCGUCGACGCGUACAUGGCCGCGGCGCGGCGCGGCGCGAGCGUGCGCCACUGCUUCCCCGCGCUCGCGGCGGACUUUGGCGCGCCGCGGCUGCUGCAGGGCUGCAGGGUCCACUCGGGGCCGUUCCUUUGGGUCGCGCCCAAAGGGCACGUCGAGUUCUGCCACCUGGACCCCGACGACGGCUGGCUCGCGGUCGUCUCGGGCCGGAAGCGGGUCGAGCUCUGGCCGCCGACGCUCCGCGAGGAGAUGGCGCCGAACGACCUCGGCGCCGACGGCCGCACGGUCCAGAGCUCCGCGCCCGGCCCGGAGCCGGCGGCGGUCUUCGAGCUCGGCGCCGGCGACGCGCUCUUCAUCCCGGCCUUUGCGUGGCACCGCGUGACGUCGACCGAGGAGUCGAUCUCGCUGAACUUCUUCUUCGGCGACGACGCGGGGUACGUCGCGAAGGUCCUCGACCGGCCGACGUUCCGGCUCUGGCUGCUCAACGUCCUCGAGCAGAACGCCGCGGGGCUGCCCCUGAUCCUGGACCACCUCGACGCCGCGGUGUCGCUCCUGCUGAAGCAGCAGUGGGCCGACGCGGCGACGCGGCGCGAGCUCGACGCGAUCCGCGCCUUCGUCUACGACCACCUCGAAGCGCACCGCCCGGGCGCCGUCGCGCCGGGCGACCGCGACGCGCGCGGCCGCGGCGACGCGGGCGCCGCGCCGCCGCCGGGCGCGCGCCUCAAGAUCCGCGGCCUCCGGAACCGCGGCGGCGUGGACUUCGUCGAGGACCGGGAGCGGGGGCAGUAA
Messenger RNA from Aureococcus anophagefferens, 3363 nucleotides. RefSeq lists its product as hypothetical. The coding region runs from base 1 to 3363 and encodes 1120 amino acids. Lineage: Eukaryota; Pelagophyceae; Pelagomonadales; Pelagomonadaceae. The record is from RefSeq and is a predicted model, not a curated record. The transcript has 4 exons.